AGAUGCUCGCUGCCAACAUAAAGGCCAACGUUUCAGCGAUCACCUCCAUAGUGUUGGCGUCGUCUUCACUCUUCCUGAACAGGAUCUACUUGCUAAUAGCGGACUCCCUAGGCAUGUACGUCAACUACUGGAUGUUCGCCGCCAGUUGCUUCCUCGCCACCGUGUUCACAGCGACUGUCGUCGUGGAGACCAAGGGCAAGACCCUGCAGGAGAUACAAGACGAGUUGGCUCGCGGCAAACCCUCCAAGGACCUGCGACAGGAAGGCAGCGGUUUAGCUCUCAAUAAUAAGUCCUAGAGGUACGGUUCGUGGUAUUGUGCAAGAUAAUCGGGAUAACCCCUUACAGUCUUAUUAAAACGAUCUUAAAUACCUAUGUGAGUUGCCUUCCAUACACACAAUGAUAAUAAAAAGUUGAAAUUAUAUUUUGUAAAAUAUGAAUAUUUGUAUCAAUCUCGUAGUGAUCGUGUUUAAUGACAAAUGGUAACAAGAAAAGUUUGUUCCCUGGCUGUGGUCAAGUUAUGUCAUGUUGACUGACGGUGCAGUGGAAAUGUCCCCAACUUGAACAACAUUUAAACAAUUCCAUUUAUUGAAGCAUUAGCAAUAUGAAAACACAUUUAUGAUAUAAGCGUUUUUCUUAGAGUUUUGUCUCGUUAUGUCUGUUUAAUCUAAAGUUAUAGUGAAAUAAAAGUUUUUAUGAAUCAAUUAAAUGCUAUGUUUAAA
Messenger RNA from Homalodisca vitripennis (glassy-winged sharpshooter), 719 nucleotides. Its product is annotated as facilitated trehalose transporter Tret1-like. Gene Ontology annotation, molecular function: transmembrane transporter activity. Gene Ontology annotation, biological process: transmembrane transport. NCBI's taxonomy places the organism in Eukaryota, Metazoa, Arthropoda, Insecta, Hemiptera, Cicadellidae. The record is from RefSeq and is a predicted model, not a curated record. Gene Ontology annotation, cellular component: membrane.